AUGGACGGGUCAGGGCUGAAGCGACCUCAUCCCGAGGAAGAAACCGAUAAUGCACAGAAAAGAUCUCGCUCCAACAAUGGCUCGCCACUACCGGGCCAAGGGGCGCCUGCUACGGGCAAGGUCGACAUUGAGAAAAUGGUAGCCGAAGCGAGAGCAAAGGCAGAAGCCGUCCGCGCUCGACUUCAGGCCGCAAGAGGAGGAUCUUCGACCGCGCCCUCCCCUGCGAGCGCAAGCCCGACCCCUCCAACCGCAGCGAGCCCGGCUAUGUCGAAACUGGAACAGAUGAAGGCGCGAGUGGCAGCGGCCACUGGACGAGCCAACGCCGCAGCCCAGGAACGGCCCCCGGCGCCGGCACCGAUCCCUCAGCCCCCUCCGCCUCCCUUUGGCGAACCUGACGAUGGCCCAUCACGAGCCCGAGGUGGUUUGGAUGUCGGUCUGCAUCCGGCGCUUCUUUCGGAUACGGUCGAGUUUCGAGGUGGCAAGGGACGACACUCGGCACAGUCCAAACGUCGCACCGAGUCUCCUUUUACGGGCGGAAGAUCAGAUCGCGCGGGGCUGGAUCUCUCCGGACCUUCUUUGGAGGAAAUCAAGAACAAUCCGUACUAUGAUCCGAGUCUGGGGCCCAAGGCGACGAUCGCCAGGCCGCGACAAACGCGCCAGUUACUUUUCAACCAAAAGGGCAAAUACAUUCAGCAGGCCGCUGCUCUGCGUCGGCAGGCGCAGCUGGAGGCCAUGAAGAAGCGCAUCGCGCAGAGGGCACGACAAGCAGGUAUUGAUGAAGACUUGGACGUUGAAAAAGCGUUCCUUGUCCCCGCCCCGCCGGCGAUUGAAUGGUGGGACGAAGGUUUGGUGAACGGGGAAGACUACUCGGGUGUUGAUGAUGAGAAGAAUCUCAAGAUUGACACCCCCGACUCUAUAGUGACGGUCUACGUCCAGCACCCCGUUCUUCUCGAUCCUCCUCAGGACAAGCAUCUAUCCGAACAGAAGCCCAUGUAUCUCACGCCCAAAGAGCAGGCAAAGAUUCGUCGACAGCGGCGAAUGGCUGAUCUCAAAGAGCAACAGGCGAAGAUCCGUCUCGGAUUGGAGCCAGCGCCCCCGCCAAAGGUCAAGAAGUCCAACCUUAUGCGGGUUCUGGGCGAACAGGCCGUUAAGGAUCCUACGGCCGUCGAGGCACGCGUGACGCGCGAAAUCGCAGAGCGCCGUGCUAACCACGAAGCUGCCAAUGAGGAACGUAAACUGACCAAGGAGGAGCGUCGGGAAAAACUUGCUCAGCAACAGGAGAAAGAUGCCGACAAGGGUAUCCAUAUGACGGUGUAUAAGAUUGACAGUCUGGCCAACGGGCGCAACCGCUUCAAGAUCAGCAAGAACGCGGAGCAGAACGCUUUGACCGGUGUCUGCGUCAUGCAUCCUCGAUUCAACCUGGUGAUUGUGGAAGGGGGUGCACACUCAAUCAACAACUACAGAAAACUCAUGAUGAACCGCAUUGACUGGACGGAGAAUGCAGGGCCCAACGCUGUGCGUGAGGGCAAUCGCGAAGCUCAAGUGUCUUGGCUGUCCGCCGAGGACGAGAAGACGGGUGAUCUGAAGGAUCUCGGUUCGAACUCCUGCACUCUUCUGUGGGAAGGACAAGCUAAGGCCCGAGCCUUCCGCAAGUGGCUAGGUGCUCGAAUCUGCGAGACCGACUCUCAAGCCAAGGACGUCCUAGCUCGAGCAAAGAUGGAUAAUUUCUGGGCUUUAGCCAAGAGCUCAAAGCAAGCCGAAUCAUGA
Aspergillus affinis is the source of this 1767-nucleotide messenger RNA. Its product is annotated as U4/U6-U5 snRNP complex subunit PRP3. Lineage: Eukaryota; Fungi; Ascomycota; Eurotiomycetes; Eurotiales; Aspergillaceae. Gene Ontology annotation, cellular component: U4/U6 x U5 tri-snRNP complex. The transcript has a single exon. The coding region runs from base 1 to 1767 and encodes 588 amino acids. The record is from RefSeq and is a predicted model, not a curated record. Gene Ontology annotation, biological process: mRNA splicing, via spliceosome.